Pongo pygmaeus (Bornean orangutan) is the source of this 2195-nucleotide messenger RNA. It is a transcript of the gene TRIM13, whose product is annotated as tripartite motif containing 13. Lineage: Eukaryota; Metazoa; Chordata; Mammalia; Primates; Hominidae. Gene Ontology annotation, molecular function: zinc ion binding. Bases 957 to 2180 code for a protein of 407 amino acids. The record is from RefSeq and is a predicted model, not a curated record. The transcript is spliced from 3 exons.
GUCCUCAAACGGGAGGUGGACGUCAGAAUAGUCGGGUUAGCGACUGAGUAACUGUUAGUGGUGGAUAAUUUAAAGCCAAUUUGAAAGUUCAUCCUUUCCCCCAAAGGCAAAAGCAGGCGUUCCUUUUCUUAAAAGAGAAUUUUAAACAGAAUUGCGUCUCUGGUGUCCUGCCUAAAGCCCGCAAAGAAAGAGGGUCACGGUUGGGGGUGGGGGUGAUGGGGAUACUGAACCCUCUUCUGGUUGCGCCUUGCCCGGCGCCCCAGGCUAGAGCCCUGGCGCUCCUGGCGCGCUCCCAACGCGAAUCGGUGACUCCGCAGGCCGCGCAGUGCGGAGGUGCCCGUCCCACCCUCCCCCUUGUGGGGUGCGGGGCUCCAUUCCCCGAGCCGCUGGGGUCGGCUUCUGGUCUUGAGAUGCGGAUGAAGUGGUGUGAAGGGUUGGGCUUUUUUUUUUGUUCCUAAAAAUGCAACGAACAAAAAAAAAAGUACAACAAUCCAAACCCAACCAUCUUAACUGCACGGCAGCUUAACUGGGAGACUUUCUUCCCGGGCGGCCCCACCCGGGACGGCGCCGCUUCAGUCGAGCCCACAGUCUGGGCGAAAGACGUCCACUUCCCGGAGCCUCUGUCCAGCCCCUGCGGGCGGGCGUCGGGGGCGCGCAGGACUCUGGAAGGGAGAAAAGCCCGCAGCCCGGCCCUCCCAGUCCCAGGCGGCCCGCGCGGGUGGACGGCGAAAGCCUGCGGCGGUUGGAGACGCCGGAAGGAUCGCGAUCUCACCACCCGGCUCCCUCAGCCAGGGAGAGGCGCGGCCGGGAAGGCGGGACGCAGGCGAAGCGGGACGGGGAGGCGGGGCCGAAGUAGCCUCUAGUUCGUUAGUCAAAACGUGAAAAAAAAGACCUGCUUUGCCCUGGGAAAUAGUAACCCUGCCAAAUACAUCAGCUUGUAGGAGACAGAGGAUGUGAUGGAGCUGCUUGAAGAAGAUCUCACGUGCCCUAUUUGUUGUAGUCUGUUUGAUGAUCCACGGGUUUUGCCUUGCUCCCACAACUUCUGCAAAAAAUGCUUAGAAGGUAUCUUAGAAGGGAAUGUGCGGAAUUCCUUGUGGAGACCAGCUCCAUUCAAGUGUCCUACAUGCCGUAAGGAAACUUCAGCUACUGGAAUUAAUAGCCUGCAGGUUAAUUACUCCCUGAAGGGUAUUGUGGAAAAGUAUAACAAGAUCAAGAUCUCUCCCAAAAUGCCAGUAUGCAAAGGACACUUGGGGCAGCCUCUCAACAUUUUCUGCCUGACUGAUAUGCAGCUGAUUUGUGGGAUCUGUGCUACUCGUGGGGAGCACACCAAACAUGUCUUCUGUUCUAUUGAAGAUGCCUAUGCUCAGGAAAGGGAUGCCUUUGAGUCCCUCUUCCAGAGCUUUGAGACCUGGCGUCGGGGAGAUGCUCUUUCUCGCUUGGAUACCUUGGAAACUAGUAAGAGGAAAUCCCUACAGUUACUGACUAAAGAUUCAGAUAAAGUGAAGGAAUUUUUUGAGAAGUUACAACACACACUGGAUCAAAAGAAGAAUGAAAUUCUGUCUGACUUUGAGACCAUGAAACUUGCUGUUAUGCAAGCAUAUGACCCAGAGAUCAACAAACUCAACACCAUUUUGCAGGAGCAACGGAUGGCCUUUAACAUUGCUGAGGCUUUCAAAGAUGUGUCAGAACCCAUUGUAUUUCUGCAACAGAUGCAGGAGUUUAGAGAGAAAAUCAAAGUAAUCAAGGAAACUCCUUUACCUCCCUCUAAUUUGCCUGCAAGCCCUUUAAUGAAGAACUUUGAUACCAGUCAGUGGGAAGACAUAAAACUAGUCGAUGUGGAUAAACUUUCUUUGCCUCAAGACACUGGCACAUUCAUUAGCAAGAUUCCCUGGAGCUCUUAUAAAUUAUUUUUGCUAGUCCUUCUGCUUGGCCUUGUCAUUGUCUUUGGUCCUACCAUGUUCCUAGAAUGGUCAUUAUUUGAUAACCUGGCAACUUGGAAAGACUGUCUUUCAAACUUCAGUUCCUAUCUGACUAAAUCAGCCGAUUUCAUAGAACAAUCAGUUUUUUACUGGGAACAGGUGACAGAUGGGUUUUUCAUUUUCAAUGAAAGAUUCAAGAAUUUUACUUUGGUGGUACUGAACAAUGUGGCAGAAUUUGUGUGCAAAUAUAAACUAUUAUAAAAUCUGUUUCAAGUA